AUUAUGGAUGCUUGUUUUAGUUGAGAGAUGCAGAUAACUUCACUAAGGAGGACUUGUUCCUUGUGACGUAUGGUGACCAACUGUUUGACAUGGGAAUCACAAAUGUAUAUAAGGUGGCCAGAGAAGACAAGGAGAUUUUAAUUGAAAUGAUAAAGAAACAUCACAUAUACUACAGUAUGUUCUUUAGAAUAUCAGGAGAAAUCUCCCAAUUCACCAGUGGGAUGAAUGAUGUAAACAAGGCAUGGGACAUGAUCACUUCACAUGCGGAACUUUUCAAGCCAAUCUUCUGCUUCAAGCCCAAAGAGAUCUCUGGAGAAGAUAUGUUAAGACUCUUCAAAUUCAACUACAGUGAGCCUGGUUCCAACAACAGAGCUCUGGAAGAUCUCACCGUAUUUGGUUGGGAAUCAUUUCUUCAGUCAAUUGAAGAUGGAGACAGUGAAGUCACAUUUUCUGAAAUUCUUGUUUUUGUGACGGGGUCAGACCAUAUUCCACCAUGUGGAUUUUCUAAAUUGAUUGAUGUUGACUUUUACACCAUUGAAGGUCGACUUCCAUCCACAUCAACUUGUGCUCUUCAGCUGUGGUUGCCCAGAGUUACAGACCCUGGCAUGAUUACAACUACUAUGGUUAGAGUUUUGACAGGAUAUUACGGAUUUUUGAAAGUGUAGUUCAUUCAAUAUCUUGUUAAUGAACAGUUACAUUAUCAGAGUUGACAGUGCAUAUGUUUCGAUCAGUCUUUGAACUCUUUGUUAGUUUCGUGUUUAUGCUACUGUCACAAGUUUAUGAUGUACAUUGAUGACUGAAUAUCUUUAAUGCAAACAUAUUUAGUGACAGAUGUUUACCUUUGACAUUUUGUUCUCUCCUUUUGUUUUUAAUUUGUUCUCACUAUGCAAGUGAUGGUGUAACUAAGUUUUACUUUGUUUGUUGUGCCUUAAGAAGAAUAAUUUCAUAUAAUUAUCAUUUUUAUACAUUUAAAUGUUAACAUAUAUAACACAAUCAAUGCAAGAAUAUCAUUUAUUGUUUAGAGCUACUGACAUCAUCAUGAACAACUGUCAGAUAUUGAUUUGCCAGUAUUUGUUUCAUAGCAACAUCUACUUCCAUAAUUUUUAGCUCAUGGUGAGCUUUUGUAAUCGUUGGGUUUUUAGCUCUGACAAUAUACCAACAUGACACUGUUAUAGUUUUGUGCUUAUGAUUUUUGUUGCUAUAUUAUAUAUUAACUAUUUUUCAAUGACUGAAAGUCUGAAGUAAGACAAAUGAUCAGUAAAUGCUUAAACAGUUGCUUAAGAUUUAUGACUUGGCAGCUGUGAUACUUAACUGUUUUUAGCUCACCUGUCACAGAGGGUCAAGGUGAGUUUUUCUGAUGACAUUUUCUCAUUCACCGGUCUGUGUGUCCCUUCGUAAAUGUUUCCUCGUAAACAGGCUAGAGACCGCAUUUAUUAAUUUAUUUUAACCAAACUCUCAGUCAAGUUCAAAAACCAGCCAGAUCCCACAAUAUGGCCCCUGAUAGGGCCACAAUGGCUGUUGUGGCUUUUGUAGCAUUAUAGUGCCUACAUUUAUAUUUUCAUUUGUUCCAAACAUGCACACAACCUGUUACAGCAAUAGCUCUUGGAUUCUGUGUAAAAUGGGUCAGAUCCGGGUAUGUGUUCAAGAGUAAUGGCCCCUGAUUGGUCCCAAACAGGUCUAAUAUGUCAUUGUGAACAUGAUAGAGGCCGCAUGUUUUAGUGUAGUUUAACACAACCUCUACCACCAUAAGA
Mercenaria mercenaria is the source of this 1751-nucleotide messenger RNA. Its product is annotated as G2/M phase-specific E3 ubiquitin-protein ligase-like. The transcript has 3 exons. NCBI's taxonomy places the organism in Eukaryota, Metazoa, Mollusca, Bivalvia, Venerida, Veneridae. Bases 90 to 665 code for a protein of 191 amino acids. Gene Ontology annotation, molecular function: ubiquitin-protein transferase activity. The record is from RefSeq and is a predicted model, not a curated record.